Messenger RNA from Onychomys torridus (southern grasshopper mouse), 2264 nucleotides. It is a transcript of the gene Lurap1, whose product is annotated as leucine rich adaptor protein 1. The record is from RefSeq and is a predicted model, not a curated record. Gene Ontology annotation, biological process: positive regulation of cytokine production; positive regulation of canonical NF-kappaB signal transduction. NCBI's taxonomy places the organism in Eukaryota, Metazoa, Chordata, Mammalia, Rodentia, Cricetidae. Bases 131 to 850 code for a protein of 239 amino acids. The transcript is spliced from 2 exons.
CCUGCCCCCAGCGCGGCGCAGGCGGGGACCCACCGGUUUCGCUCUGUCCGCAGCAGAGAAGAGAAGGGAGGACCCUAGGGAACUGGACCUCUGUGUCUGGUCGCCCAGCCUUGCUGCGGCUUGGGCCCACAUGGAGGGGACCGCGGAGUCCCAGACGCCUGACUUGCGAGACGUGGAGGGCAAGGUGGGCAGGAAGACCCCCGAAGGGCUGCUCCGCGGGCUUCGAGGCGAGUGGGAGAUGGGGACCUCUGGGGACCUGCUGCUCCCAGGGGCGCCCGGCACCGGCCACGGCCUGGGGGACAAGAUUAUGGCGCUGAGGAUGGAGCUGGCUUACCUUCGAGCUAUUGAUGUGAAGAUCCUGCAGCAGCUGGUGACCUUGAACGAGGGUAUUGAGGCAGUGCGUUGGCUGCUGGAGGAGCGGGGAACGCUGACCAGCCAUUGUAGCAGCCUCACCAGCAGUCAAUAUAGCCUGACAGGUGGAAGCCCAGGCCGCUCCAGGCGGGGAAGUUGGGACAGCCUGCCAGAUACCAGCUCAACUGACCGGCUAGACAGUGUCUCUAUUGGCAGUUUCUUGGACACUGUGGCUCCCAGAGAGCUGGAUGAACAAGGACCCCCUGGGCCUUCCUGUCCUGAGAUUGACUGGGCAAAGGUUAUACCCAAUGAAGACAGGGCCAGGACUGAGGUGGACAUGACAUCCACUACGCUAGGGAGCUUAACAGCUACAUGGACGCUCCCAGGAGAUGGGCUUCAAGGUGGACCACCCGAGCUAUCAGAGGAUGACAGUGCUAAGCAGGGCUUUGAGGCUCAUUGGUACUGGGGACAGUGCCAGGAUGAUGUGACCUUCUUGUAAAAGCUUUUCUACCUUUUUGUGCUUUGUGGCUCAACUUUUGGCCCAAGCCUCCCUCAAUUUUCCCUCAAUCUCCAACUAGACAGAAACUAUAUUGAAAUCACUUACCACAGAAAUCUGGCUUCUCUCUCUGGUCUCUAGGGAGCCUCUGCACUUAUCUCUCAAUUAUUGGGUCCCUAGAGCUAUUUCCAUAGAGAUAUCGACUCUAGAGACCUAGCCUGUGGUUCGUGAUGUAAGGGUAUCUCCAUGCCCCUCCCCGGUAAGGUGAAGUUUUAUGAAAUAGGGCCUCUAGGACAUCACUGAAGAAGAGAUGGGGAAUAUCACCUCAUCCAAAGCCUGGGAGCCUGGGAUGCCUCUUACAAAAAAAUGGAGAAUUGAGGAGGGGCAUUUGGGGCCAAACUUCCAUGGACUGGCCCUUCUAGAUGCCUUUGGAGUUGGGAGACCAACCCUUUCCUGCCUGCUGAGUGAUGUGAUUUCCUUUUAAGAUACACCAAGAAUGCUUCCUCUGUACAGUCCCGGCUGGUGUGUGAUCGGUCUGUAUAGAGGGUAUUCUGGUCCCUGUUGUCUGCCAUUGUCUCUUACAAGAGGGAACACAUUGCUCUUCCUGCAGGUGUCUGUCAUGCUUUUCUCAAGUUCUGACUUUUCAAACAUGAUGUCUUUUCAUUUUUUCUCAAGGAUCUCACUUCUGUGGCUACAUCUCUGUUCGGAGCUGUAGGAUACUCUUAUUGAGAAAGAAACUCAGAGGCCUCCACCCGGGCUCUCAAAUCUGCUUGGCUCACUUUACUGUAGACCCCUAUCUUGCCCUGGUCCUGGCCUGCCCCAUCCCUGUUUCCUGCUUCCAAAUGUGUCUGCCAGGAGUUCAGCUUGAGUGUCUUCUCAGCCCCCUCUUUCGGCCUCUGCAUUUUUAUGUGCCUCUCAUCCCACUGUUGUUUGGAAAUAAGGAGAGUGAGUUCUCAGAGUUCUGGGGACACUCUCAGAUGGUGGGAUGAUCUUGUCAUCUCUGACUCUGUGCUUACCCUCCCUCAUCCUGGCCAGCCUUCCACCAUUUGGUCAUAAGAAUACCUUUCUGAAAUUGAGACACAAGGAAGUCCCUUGUCUGAGCUGGGUGUGGGAGCGUGGCAGGAAAAGACAGGACCUGUAGUCCCUGGGUCUCAUCAAGGGGAAGAGACUGGAAAGUCCUUCAGGGCAAGCCCGUGACUCCUGACUUGAGGGGUAAUUGGGAGUGGCCCUAGGGUUGGAUCCCAAGGCCCUAGCUAAUUACACCAGAGAAGAAAUUCAGGGAAAUUGCCAGUUCUGGGGCUCAGGGAAGAGGCAGGCCCAGAGAAGAGGACCACAAAGGAUGUGGUUAAUACCUAAACAAAUAAGCCCUGCACUCAGGAGGCAGAGGCAGGUUGAUCUCUAUGAUUUCCAGGCCAGA